Molecule: messenger RNA, 6994 nt
Organism: Solea senegalensis (Senegalese sole)
Lineage: Eukaryota; Metazoa; Chordata; Actinopteri; Pleuronectiformes; Soleidae
Product: microtubule-associated serine/threonine-protein kinase 1-like
Exons: 27
Coding region: 304-5466 (1720 amino acids)
Biological process (GO): intracellular signal transduction; peptidyl-serine phosphorylation
Molecular function (GO): protein serine/threonine kinase activity; ATP binding; magnesium ion binding
Source: RefSeq, a predicted model, not a curated record
GGAGACAGACCGCAGAGACAGCAGCAGCAUGACUGUCCACACUGAGACACAGGACACGGAUCCGUAGUGGGACUGAGAGAAAUACAUUGUCCCUGCUUAUUAUUAUUAUUAUUAUUAUAGUGGUUAAAUCGGACAUAAAGCGAUGGCUUGACAUUAUUGCGUCUUUUUCUGAGUUCCAUCGACGUGACAGCGGACUCUCUCCGUGAGUGAGCGCCCGGACGCUUCUUCUCCUCCUGCUGCUCCUGGUGAUGAUGAUGAUGAUGUGCUGUUCGGGUAUGAAGCAGUGAAGUGGAGCAGCAGUGGAUGUCGCAGCCCUGCAGGGUCACAACACACACGACUGAAGGGUCAAGAAAUUGUUGCAGCGAGGGGAAUUCCCCCGCCGCUCCUCAUUACGCCAUGGAUGACUCGGGGAUAAUACGUCGCCGGAGGCUGCAGGAUUUGCCACUACCUCGCAAAAACAGCAGUUGUCGUACAAGCAACAGGAAGAGUCUGAUCCUGACCACCACCUCUCCCACGCUGCCUCGCCCCCACUCACCUCUGCCUCUCCCUGGACACCUCGGGAGCAGCCCUCUGGACAGCCCGCGAAACUUCUCUCCCAGCAACCCGGCGCAUUUCUCCUUUGCCUCCUCCAGAAGAGCGGAUGGACGCCGGUGGUCUUUGGCAUCUUUGCCCUCUUCUGGAUAUGGCACCAACACCCCCAGCUCUACGUCCUCCAGCUCCUCACAGGAGCGGCUGCAUCAGCUGCCCUUCCAGCCCACCAUGGACGAGCUCCACUUCUUAUCCAAGCACUUUGGCAGCACUGAGAGCAUCACGGAUGACGACGGGGGCCGCAGCUCUCCUCACAUGCGGCUGCGCUCCCGUAGUCUCAGCCCAGGACGCUCCUCCUCCUGCUAUGAUAAUGAGAUAGUCAUGAUGAACCAUGUGUACAAAGAGCGCUUUCCAAAGGCCACAGCACAGAUGGAGGGGAGGCUGGCCGAGUUCAGCCAGGCUUUUUCCCCUGAAAAUGUUCUUCCACUCGCCGACGGAGUCCUCAGCUUCAUCCACCAUCAGAUAGUUGAGCUGUCCAGAGACUGCCUGGCCAAAGCCCGCGAGGGCCUCAUCACCUCCGUCUACUUCUUUGAACUGCAGCAGAAUCUGGAGAAGCUUCUUCAUGAUGCCUUCGAGCGUUCGGAGAGCAACGAGGUUGCUUUUGUCACCGAGCUGGUGAAGAAGCUUCUCAUCAUCAUCUCACGUCCCGCUAGGCUUCUGGAAUGUUUGGAGUUUAACCCAGAGGAGUUUUACCAUCUGCUGGAGGCGGCGGAGGACCACGCCAAGGAGGGUCAUCUGAUGAAAACAGACAUUCCUCGUUACAUCAUCAGCCAGUUGGGACUGACCAGAGACCCAAUUGAAGAGAUGGUAAACCUUGAUAGUUACGACAGUGAGGGACCACUGACACCUGAAACAGAUGACUCGACGGAGGGAAAGAUCAGAGCAGUGAAACCACCGGGAGAAGAAGACUUCCAGACCAUCAAGCUGAUUAGUAAUGGAGCAUACGGUGCUGUGUACCUGGUGCGUCAUCUGGAGACACGGCAGCGGUUCGCCAUGAAGAAGAUUAACAAACAAAACCUGAUCCUGAGGAACCAAAUCCAGCAGGCCUUUGUGGAGAGGGACAUCCUCACGUUUGCAGAGAAUCCUUUUGUCGUCUCCAUGUACUGUUCCUUCGAAACUCGACGACACCUGUGCAUGGUCAUGGAGUACGUAGAGGGUGGAGACUGUGCUGCACUGCUGAAGAAUAUUGGAGCUCUGCCUGUGGAAAUGGCCCGCAUGUACUUUGCAGAGACGGUCCUCGCACUGGAGUACUUACACAACUAUGGCAUCGUGCACCGUGACCUCAAGCCUGACAACCUCUUGAUCACCUCCAUGGGACACAUCAAGCUGACGGACUUUGGCCUGUCCAAGAUGGGUCUGAUGAGUCUGACCACAAACUUGUAUGAAGAGCACAUAGAGAAGGAUACGCGGGAGUUCCUGGAUAAACAGUUGUGUGGAACUCCAGAGUACAUUGCCCCUGAGGUAAUUCUUCGUCAAGGUUAUGGUAAACCUGUGGACUGGUGGGCCAUGGGCAUCAUCCUGUACGAGUUCCUGGUGGGCUGUGUCCCAUUUUUUGGAGACACUCCAGAGGAUCUGUUUGGACAGGUCAUCACAGAUGACAUAGUGUGGCCAGUAGGGGAUGAGGCUCUCCCCGUCGAUGCCCAGCACAUGAUCUCCUGUCUCCUGCAGAGGAAUCCACUGGUUCGACUCGGCACAGGUGGUACAUUUGAAGUGAAGCAGCAUGCGUUCUUCACAGAGGUGGACUGGAACAGCCUGUUGAGACAGAAGGCAGAGUUCAUUCCUCACCUGGAGUCAGAGGAAGACACCAGUUAUUUUGACACCCGCUCUGAGCGCUACCCUCACGUGCAUUCCUACGACGAAGAUGACACCAACGACGACGAGCCUGUGGAGAUGCACCGCUUCUCUUCAUGCUCCCCUCGCUUCAGCAAGGUGUACAGCAGCAUGGAGCAUCUGUCCCAGCUGGAGCACAAACCCCAUGGUGUGACUCUACGGGAGCACAAGGUCCCCAGGGAGGAGCGGAUGGCCAAAAGAGAAAGUCUGGGAAGUGUCACUCUCAGAGACAAGAGCUGGAGGACUGGAUCACCUGAGAUGAAGCGUCUGUCCUGCUCCGAGUCCUCCUUCACUGAGAGUGACUCCAGCCCACCUUCGGGGGCCCGAAGACGCUUCUCUGCCCUCAUGGACACACACCGCUUUGCCUCCCCUCUGGAAAUUGACUCUGAGCUGCUCACAUCCAGCAGACAGCCUCCUGUGAAGGCAAGGGGAACUUCUCUGGAAGGAGCCAUGGGAACAAUCUCCUCUCAGGGUGAUCUGAGAGCGUACCUUAAAGACGGCAAUGGGCACGCAGCUGGAGACAAGAUUUUGAGGCCUGCUGAUCCUGUGUUGCCUCUGCCAGGCAGUGCUACUGUUUUGGGGCUUCAAGAGGCACAUGGGCCCCGCGGGGCCACCACUGACCUGGUGCUGCGGAGGGUUCGCCACCAGCAGCUCACCGCUGAGGGAGAAAAACGUAAUUCACGACCGGGAACCAAAGUUAUCAAAUCUGCAUCUGCCACUGCUCUGUCUGUCAUCAUUCCUGCAGUGGAACAACACGGUGCUUCCCCUCUGGCUAGCCCCAUGUCUCCCCGCUCCCUCUCGUCCAACCCUUCCUCGCGUGAUUCUUCGCCCAGCAGAGACUACUGUCCAGUGGUCAACGUCCUGCAUUCUCCGAUCACCAUACAUCGCUCCGGGAAGAAGUAUGGCUUCACUCUCCGGGCCAUCAGAGUCUACAUGGGAGACAGUGAUGUUUACAGCGUGCAUCACAUGGUCUGGCAUGUAGAGGAAGGCGGCCCUGCCCAGGAGGCCGGUCUAAGUGCUGGUGACCUCAUCACUCACGUAAACGGGGAGUCAGUCCACGGUCUGGUUCAUACAGAGGUGGUUGAGCUCAUCCUGAAGAGUGGAAGUAAGGUGACCGUCACAACCACUCCCUUUGAGAACACCUCCAUAAAAGUGGGUCCCGCACGCAAGUCCAGCUAUAAAUCCAAGAUGGCACGACGCAGCAAGAGGGCCGGAGUUAAGGAAGGACAGGAGAAGAAGCGCAGCUCCCUCUUUAGAAAAAUCACCAAGCAGUCCAACCUGCUCCACACCAGCCGAAGUCUCUCCUCCUUAAACCGCUCACUGUCAUCCGGAGACAGUCUGCCAGGCUCCCCCACACACAGCCUCUCCGCACGCUCGCCCACGCAGAGUUACCGCUCUACUCAUGAACCCCCUUACUUGGGCACCUCCUCCCAGAGCAGCUCCCCUGCAACCAGCACUCCAAACUCCCCAGCAGCCUCUCACCACAUGAGGCCCAGUUCCCUGCACGGUCUCUCUCCCAAACUUCACCGCCAGUAUCGCUCUGCACGCUGCAAAUCUGCCGGCAACAUCCCUCUGUCCCCUCUGGCUCACACUCCUUCCCCGACCACCUCAUCUCCUCCGCCUCUCAGUGGCCACACCGUCGGGAGUUCCAACACGACGCAGAUCUUUCCUGCUAAGCUGCACUCCUCUCCACCUGUGGCCCGGCCUCGUCCAAAGAGCGCAGAGCCACCCAGGUCGCCCCUGCUUCAGCGGGUGCAGUCGGCAGAGAAGCUAGGAGCGCCGAUUCUGCCUUCCUCCUCUUCCUCGUCCUCAUCGCCUUCUCCCCUGACAGGUGGGGUGUCGUUACGCAAACACAGCCUGGAGGUGACACACGGGGACUACAGGAGAGAGUCUUUCCACUGUGAGCACAGCCUACAGAGUCUGUUAGAGAUAGAGGGAGAGAAUGGACCUGCUCCCCCGUCUCCUUCAUCAUCAUCCUCCCCCUCACCUCCCAUGGGAGGGGAGAUCGGAGGCCUGAAGCCUGUGAGAAGGCUGGGGAGGCAGGAGUCACCACUCAGCCGUGACACACUGCUCACAGCAAAAGAGAAAGACAUUCAAACCACAGCGUCUGAGACCAGUGGGUCACAAACGGAGAGUGUCGCUACCAAAGCUAUGUCCAAGACCAAUGUUAUUGACACAAGUAAAGUAAUAUCCACUGCUGAGGUUAAAAAAACCAGCGUCAGUGCAACUGCAGUGGAGGCUAGUCCAGGGUCAGUAUCCAAUACAGACACCAAGCGAGGUCCUGGGGACAAACCUAUAAAUAUAAGUGCUUCAGCGUCUGAGGCAACAGUCACCAAGAGUAAACCCGCUGAGAAAAUCUUAACUACAGGAGCAUCGAGGACUGUUCAACAACAGGAGAGAAAGCAGCAGAGCACACAGACCGAGAGUGCAGCUGCAGCUAAAGCUGGGGAUAAGACGGAAGAGAAAGUGAAGACUACUGCAGGUGUUGAAAAGAGUAACUCGUCCUCAGAGCACACCAAAGCACGAAAAGGCACCGAGGCGGGAGAUAAAGGAGGCAUAAGUGGCAGUGAUAAAGCACCUGAGAUGACUAAAAUCAAAGCUCCGGCACCUCCAGUUCCGACCCAGGUUCAAACCCGCACUGCAGCUCAUGUGCCGGCUGCUGCAAGAUCCAAAACUGAGAGAGUGUCCAGCAGCCACCGUGGGGUGAAGGAGGAGAAGGUACAUUUGGAAGCCCUGGAGGAGAAUCCCAUGUCACCCUCCUCUAAUGCAGCCUCGCCCUGCUCAAGCAAAUCUCGCCCCAUGUCCCCAGGGGACAAAGCAAGCUUCGUCACCCAGCUCACGAGUGUGGCCAAGACAGUGCUCGGGCCCAUGAAAGGAGGCUCACAAGAGGGAACCAAAGUCAAAGAAAGCUCCAAGACGAGCGAGGAGAAGCGCGGAAGCGCCGGGAAAGCGGAGGCGUCGUCUGGCGGCGGACGCCGUGGGCCUCAGACGGCAAACUCAGCCGUCGCUGACAAAGGAACCAGCAGGAGUGCAAAGCAUCAUUCAUGAUAUAAAAGAGAGAGGGGGAGAGAGACUAAUGCUUUUUACUGUAGCAUCAUACUGACAUAUCAUGACUCAGCGUGAAGGGGAGAUACAGAAACCUGGAGAAGUGACACCAAAACGGACAAAGAUGCAUCAGCUACUGUUGAAUAAAUGUGCGCACAUGGUAUCAUAAAGCAGGCGUGUGUAUGUUCCGGACGUCCAUCUCAAUGUGUUGUCUCUACAGUUUUUUUGGGGAGUAGAAAAAAAGUGCAUGUCUUACAUUGUAUGUGGAAAUUGAAAAAACCUAUUUAAGUGAAAAUGAUGACGCGGACCUUAACGGUAGUGAACACUGUGAACAACAUUUCAGCUGACCCCAGCAGAUCAACUGUUAACGACAUGUUAAAUGAGCAGGAUUCUGUGAACAGGGGCAUUACUCAUACUAUUUCAGAACAGCUCGAGUGCCAUCAUCCAUCAUUUAGUUCAGCUCUGUGUUUCCCUCAAGUUCAGCUACUCAAAGGGAUGCGGGCGCAGGAGGACUGGCCUCGUAUCCUGUAGUGAAUAAUAGAACAAACACACACAGGAGAAUGGAACCAGACACCACAAUGGUUGCAAUCAGACGGUGAAUCAGCUGGUUUGCGUCGGAUAAAUACGUGUAAGGGCUGAUUUUCAGUGGGAUUAGACGUGUGGGUUGAGGUUGGAUGAACUUGCACAGGGACACUAUGCAAUCUGCUCGUUAUGUCAGUGUCUGUCGGUGUCGCCCAGUUACUAAGUUUACAUUGUGUAAUAGACAAGAAGAGCGGGACACGUGGAGGACAGGGGUUUGCAAUAAGCCAAGCAAGCUCGUUGUGUUUUCAACGUCUCCACUGAUCGUAGUGAAAUGUGCAAUUACUGUAUACUGUUUUGUAUAUUAUAGGCUACACACGAAUACAGUGUGCUGAGAGUGAUGCGUGUGUAAAGAACAUUAAUGGAAGUAGCACUUAACACAGGAGAAGAUUAGGAAAGCUCUUUUAUUUACUCUUUUCUAUUUAUGCAGAGGUACAGUUUAUUGUAUAAGUGUGAAGGGAAAGUGCCAGUGUUUUUAUUUAGGGAUAAUGUGAUAUUUUGUUGAGUUUCUAUUUUACAUUUAAAUGUUAUGAUACUAAUAUGCAAUCCAUCAGUGCCCAGUUCCAUGAAACUGAGCGUCAGUGAUGGUCAGUGACACACAGGGAGACCACGCGUAGCCAGGAGCGUCGCUGUGCUGACGUCUUGUUUGUUCUUGUAUGACACGAAAAGUAAUCUUGCCAUUGUUGGACACCAGGCUCAGAGCUGCUGACUUAGACUGCCACCUUGUGGACAACAUCACGCAGCAUCGGAGAGGCCCUGAGUCUGUGGAUCUUUCCAUUUAUGACAUUGUGAGUCUGGUGCAUAGUCAAUUUUUGUUGAUGAACACAUUUCCGUUUCUGCAGUCUGAGCUUAUUUUACACAUUAAUGUUCUAGUAUAAGCAGACACUAUUGACCAUUUAACAUCAGUGAUUUUUGUGUGUAAUGUGAAAUGAACUGCACUUUAUUUUGUCUG